Messenger RNA from Cetraspora pellucida, 1266 nucleotides. The record is from the annotation of a GenBank genome assembly. Lineage: Eukaryota; Fungi; Glomeromycota; Glomeromycetes; Diversisporales; Gigasporaceae.
AUGUUACCUACAGACGUUGUCUGGGUUAGCACGGAAACAUUUGGUUGGUGGCCUGCUAAGAUAAUAAGUCAAAAUGGAGCCGAGACUCCUUUACGUGUCGAGCUUUUUGGAGAUAUCUCGACGAAAACAAAGGAACUUGACAAUAUGUCAGAUAUUCUUCCGUUUCGCUGUGACAAAUCCUCCGAGUUUCUGGAGAACGGAAAAAACUCAAAUAUGAAAGAAAUAUUUAAGAACGCGAUCUCAGAAGCUGAGGAAAAGGAAGCUGAAGAAAAUGAUGGCUUACCCAGUGAAGAUUGGGCUUUUCAUAAAGUUGUUGAUUCUGUUGGUUCACCGAAACGGAAAAAGGUUACUACUCAGAAAAGACCUGCAAAAGGAAGAAGGAAAAGUUUUGCUUCUGCAAAUUGUCACAUUACUCAUAAGACAUCAUCAAAUAAACAAUCCACAAUUCGGAACCCAGGCAAUACUGAUACAAAUUUCCAAGAAGAUGAGAGCCUUAUGAUCCCUGGUGAACCAGUGCUCGCAUGUGCACUAAAAAAAUAUUAUCCAGCAAAAAUUACAAGUUAUACCGAACCAGACAAAUAUAAAAUAAAAUUUUGUGAUGGGACGACGACAACAGUUACUCGAAAGAAGUUCUUUACGAGAUAUGAAGAUGAAUUUCAAACGUGUCAAUUGGGAGAUAUCGAGUUGGAAAAAGAGGACCCAAGUUACUAUGAUCAAGAACUUACUGAUCAAGUCCAUAACCUUGAAGAUAUACUUUAUCGAGUUUUGACAGGUAACGAAGAAUCCGCAUGGAGAUACCGGGAUUUUAUUGAAGGAGGUAAAAAACGAAAUCAACUUGCAAAAAAAGUAUCACCAGGACCUUUUAGUUUAAGCGAAUUUGGCAUGAUUGCUAAAGUUUUGAGAAGCAUGUUUAUACCUGAGGUCGCUGAAUCUAUUGAUCGACAAGAAAAGAUAGUUUCACCGAAAAAGAGAAAGAGGGUUGAUAAAGGAUUCGAAGAUAACUUAAACGGAUUGCCAACACCAUCAAAAAAAAUACCAGAGAAUUCCAUUUUUUACAACUAUUCAAAAGACUUAAGACUUCGGUUCAUAGGUGACGUUUUACUUCCAGAAGUUAUUAUCAGGCUUAUAAUGAAUGAUGAAGGAAUUGAUUAUGAUGCAGCAGAUGACCGAAUGUUAACAGGAUACGAUGAUUCGAAAUGGGUAGAAAAUCUUAUGGCAGCAAGAGUCAGCUUUCAAGUUGGUAAGGAAAGUUUACUCACGAAAUAG